Molecule: messenger RNA, 3239 nt
Organism: Momordica charantia (bitter melon)
Lineage: Eukaryota; Viridiplantae; Streptophyta; Magnoliopsida; Cucurbitales; Cucurbitaceae
Product: glutamate receptor 2.5-like
Cellular component (GO): membrane
Molecular function (GO): ligand-gated monoatomic ion channel activity
Source: RefSeq, a predicted model, not a curated record
UAUAUAUUUUCAUCGACAAAAAAUUACAGCCAUAUAUAUUUUUGUAUUUCUAUUUUCAUAUAUCACCAACCAAAAAUGGGAAACUUAUCGUCUUCCUAUACAGUCCUUCUCCAUCCAGCAAGCUCUGCAAUUGUUGACUUGGAAAACCCAUGAAAUUUUAAUACAAAGGAACAUCUUCUGAAGCUUCCUUCAUCCCUUUAACCAAAUAUUAAAAACGUAGAAUUUGACUUAAACUUCCUUUCAAUCGCCUUUCUCUCUCCCAAGUCAUGGAUUUGAAUCUCUCAAGUCAAGGGCUAAAAUUUCACACGAGUUUCUCUCUAUAUCAUGUAAUUUUUUUGGCAAUUCACUUACAUAGCUUAACUUGCUGAUGGGGAUCCACCAUCACAUUGAUUCAGUCAAACUUUUCAUCAUAUAAAACCAAACCAUCCUCAUAAAACUACUUACAAUAUUUAAUUUCACUGAGAAAAGAAGGCCAAAAAAUGCUUCUUCUCCGUAGCUUCUGCGGCCUCUCCUGCUUUCUUGGACUGCUGCUGGUGGGCUUGGGAGCUCCUCAGACAAGUAAUGCUCAGGAGUUGUUUAAGUGUCAAAAAAGCCUUCAAAAGACUGCAAGAAUUGGAGUGGUUUUCGACAGCGGCUCUCCCAUUGGGAAGCAACAGAAGGUGGCAAUGAAGAUGGCUUUCCCAUGUCUUGAAUUGGAGCCUCUCCACCUCCAUGAUUCUCCUGCUUCUUCUUCUGGAUUGGACCUCAUAACAAACGGAGAAGUAAAAGCCAUUGUCGGAUCGGUGACAAUUCUGGACUUGAUUGUCAUUUCCGACCAUAAAAUUCCUGUCGGAGUUCCCAUCGUUUCCACUUCAACUGCACAAUUACGGCCACUCAAAAUCCCUCCUUUGAUUCAAAUUGCCAACUAUAAUAUUAACCACCGCAUGAAAUGUAUUGCCUCCAUUCUCACCCAUUUUCAAUGGCGAAAAGUCACAAUCUUUCAUGAAAUUACAAAUAAUAUUGUACAUCCCUCCACAAACCCUUCAAUCCUAGCACAUCGCCUUUCUGAUUCGUUUCGAUCUGUUAAUGUGGAGAUCGAACAAGUUCUGACCUUGUCUCCCUCUUCCUCGAUCGAUCAAGAAUUGAAAAAAGUUAUGAACAACCAAAGGAAAGGAAUUUUUAUGGUUACCCAAUUCUCUCUAGAGAUGGCAGUUCUUCUUUUGACAAAAGCCAAGAAAUUGAACUUGGUUGGAAAUGGGUAUGUUUGGAUCGUCUCAGAUGACGUAUUUGAUCUUAUUGAAACAUCAAAUUCUUCAUUUUUAAACGAAAUGGAAGGCCUCAUUGGAUUUCGAACCUCUUUUGAUAGCACCAAAAACUCAUUCAGAAGCUUCGAAGCCAAGUUUAAGAAGGCGUACAAUUUAGAAUAUCCAAAUGAUGAACAGCCAGCAAAAGCAAGUAUGUUUGCCGUUCGAGCUUAUGAUGCUUCUCGGGCCAUUGCUAGAGCCAUAGAAUCGUUGGGAGAAAAUUUCAUCUCAAGUGAUCAGCUGAGGGAGAAAAUUCUAAGGAGCAAUUUCGAAGGGCUUAGCGGAAGGGUCAGAUUCAAGAAUAAUGGGAUGUUAAUAUUGCAAUCACCAAAAUUUCAAAUCAUUAAAGUGGUGGGGCGAAGCAACAAAGAGAUUGCUUUUUGGACAUCCAAAUUAGGUUUUGUCGAAAGGUCUGUGGAAGUUAAUAAAGCUGCCGCCACUAAAAUUAAGCCCAAUAACGUGAGAAAUUAUGCAGCUAUUCGAGACUUGUCGAGGCUAAAAAAACUGGCUAAGAAAAAUUUGAAAUUUGCUGUUCCAAAGGAUGGAGCGUGUCACGAAUUUGUAACAGUGAGCAAAAAUUUGGAUGGGAAUUACAUCGCUACUGGAUUUUCCAUUGAUGUAUUCAACGCUGUUAUGAGCAAUAUGCCCUAUCUUCCGUCCCACGAAUUGGUUCCUUUUACCGGCACAUACAAUGACAUGAUAGAGGCCGUCCACAACAAGACAUAUGAUGGGGCAGUGGGAGACAUAGGAAUGUUGGCGUACCGAUAUCGACAUGUCGAUUUCACAGCGGCGUAUUUAGAGGCAGAUAUUGUGAUGGUGGUAACGGAGAAGAAAGAGAAAUGGAAAAAGAUAUGGGCUUUUAUGGAUGCUUUUCAACUUAACAUGUGGCUGUUAAUACCCACCAUGCAUCUUUUCAUUUCCUUUGUUAUUUGGAUAAUUGAACGUCAAAAUAACGAUGAAUUGAAGGGUGUUGGAAACAUGUUGUGGUUUUCUGUUUCCAUCAUCUUUUUCAUGCACAGGGAGCCCGUAAAGAAUGGGUUGGCUCGACUAGUGUUGGGGCCGUGGUUGUUCGCGAUUUUGGUGGUGACGACAAGUUUCACAGCAAGUUUGACAUCGAUGAUGACAAAAUCUUGGUCUGAGCCGUCGGUGUUGGAUGUUGAAACGUUGAGAAAGAUGGGUGCGCAGGGCCCGAUCGGCUGCAACUCCAACUCUUUCAUUUGCACGUAUCUCAACGAGACCCUCGGAUUUGAGCAGGGUAGAAUUAAGAAGAUAAACUCCAUAGACGAUUACCCAGAUGCAUUUGAGAAUGGUACAAUUAAGGCUGCUUUCUUGAUUAGCCCCCAGGCAAAAGUUUUCCUCGCCAAAUAUUGCAAAGGCUACACCACAGCAGCUUCCUCUUACAAGUUUAACGGCAUUGGCUUUGCUUUUCCAAAGGGGUCUGCUCUUGCUGUUAAUGUUUCUGCAUCAAUCGCUGAAUUAACCGAGAGAAAACAGAUACCACAAUUGGAAACCAACGUACUUGCCUCUUUCAACUGUUCUUCAACUGACCAAGCAGAUGGGCAGGGCUUAGGGCCUGGACCUUUCCUGGGCCUAUUCUCUAUCUGUGGCACUAUUGCUUUCUUGGUCUUGUUGUAUAUGGGCCUACAGUUAUUGACAACAAAAAUGGGCUCGAUUGAAAAGCCCAAUAAAGCCCAGCAGGCCUUACCCCCUAGACUAGAACAAAGCAAGAGGAUUGGUAGACACGUUCAUACCUUACAGCUACAGCAACCCCAUUUUAUUAUAUAUUCAUAAAUUAUGGAGGUGCAAUUGUAUUUAGAUCAUUUUAACUGUCACUAGAUUUUCUGUUUUGUUUUAUUUUUGUCUUUGGUUGAAAGAUGGUAGAGUGAUGUACAUGUAUGUACAAAGAGGUCAUAUCCAAUGUGACAAAAUUAAAGGAACUAUUUUAAAGUUACAAGA